GCUGCCCCACCAUCGACGGCUCCAGACCCACAAACACACAAGUACCAGCAAACGUGGCUCCUCCAGUGAGAAACGAUCCAUCAAGCGCCCACGUCCGCAAUCUCCAGAUCUUUCGUCACCUCUCUACUGCUUCCACUACCUCUACUAUCGAAUCUGCAAACACCACCAUGUCCGCGACAGACAGCAGAAACAUCCAAAACCUUCCUCCGCCAUGGCUGCGGGAGAAGGUGGAGAUCACGCUUCCCCAGGCGCCCUCCAACAGCAAACCCCACGCCGACUUCCAGACUAUCAUCGCACAAAACACCCUAUCGGUGAAGGAGCAGCCAUCCGUAUUCCUCGCCGGCAGCAUCGAGAUGGGCAAGGCGAUCCAGUGGCAGAACAACAUGACCGACCACCUGAAGCAUGCAGCCGUGACGGUGCUCAACCCGCGGUGCGGCAACUGGGACCCAAACACCGUCUCAGACAUCAGCGACCCUACGUUCCGCGGGCAAGUGGAGUGGGAGCUGGAGGCGAUGAACAAGGCGACCGUGAUUGCGAUGUACCUGGACGAGAACACAGUCAGUCCUAUCAGCCUGCUGGAGCUUGGGCUGUUUGCGACCAGCGGCAAGUUAGUCGUGUGCUGCCCGAAGGCUUUCUGGCGCAAGGGGAAUGUGCAAGUGAUGGCAAAGGCAUAUGGAUUCUCGUUGCUGGAGACAUAUGAGGAGUUUCUGCCCGUGGUCAAGGAGAGGCUGGGAAUCAAGACCGAAUAGGCGGAUAGACUCGAGGCUGAAUGGGCGGAUAGACUCGAGGCUGAAGGUUAUGACCUUCAGAAGGUUUGCAAGUGGCAUGGUGCAUUGGACAGGAGUUGGUGGCUUUCUG
Messenger RNA from Mytilinidion resinicola, 858 nucleotides. RefSeq lists its product as uncharacterized. The transcript has 2 exons. The coding region runs from base 168 to 749 and encodes 193 amino acids. Lineage: Eukaryota; Fungi; Ascomycota; Dothideomycetes; Mytilinidiales; Mytilinidiaceae. The record is from RefSeq and is a predicted model, not a curated record.